This is a messenger RNA of Chrysemys picta bellii (western painted turtle), 7512 nucleotides long. RefSeq names its product DNA topoisomerase III alpha (gene TOP3A). Gene Ontology annotation, molecular function: DNA binding; DNA topoisomerase type I (single strand cut, ATP-independent) activity; zinc ion binding. The record is from RefSeq and is a predicted model, not a curated record. NCBI's taxonomy places the organism in Eukaryota, Metazoa, Chordata, Testudines, Emydidae. Gene Ontology annotation, biological process: DNA topological change. Gene Ontology annotation, cellular component: chromosome; nucleus.
GGGAGCCCUGCCAUUGGGCUGAGAGGGGGAGGAGGGUUCAGGAGGUUGAGUCUAGUGGGGAAAGGACAUGGGUGAUGGGGUAAAUACUGCAUUGUUAUUGGGGAAGGGACUGGAAAUCUCUUCUAGCUCAGAUAUACCUCCUGAGUUAGCAUCUGCUUUAACUUCUAAAACCAUGUGAGGUGGAAUUUACAGUGAGCUGCCAGCAGACAUCAGUGGGGAAGCUUGAGGGUCUCUAACUACUGCCCCAUCAAAAUCAUGCCAGGGGUACUUUAGAGUGGUUGCUCACCGGGUGAGAUCGCCUCCUGGAGGUGGAAUCCUUAAGCCAAGACUUUUACUGAUACAUGUUGGUGUCUGAUUGCGGGAAAGUGGCAGCAGCCUGAGGAAGGGGCAACAUGUCUUGGCAAGUUGGGAGCUGCCCUCAGCUCUCAGAAUGAACUUUCAGGCCAGGCUUUUUGCCCGCUGUGGGGUCAGGUUGCUGUCUCAGUCCUGGAGUCUCUUCUCCCAGGCUGCAGAGGAUAUGACAUUCCGAAAGAUUCAGAAGGUCCUCUGUGUGGCAGAGAAAAAUGAUGCUGCCAGAGGAAUUGCAGAUAUUCUCUCCAAUAGCAGAAUGAGGCGGAGAGAAGGGUUUUCCAAAUUCAACAAGAUCUAUGAAUAUGACUAUCAUAUGUUUGGCCAGAAUGUUACUGUGGCGAUGACCUCUGUUUCGGGACAUUUGCUGGCUCAUGACUUUAAGAUGCCAUUUCGCAAAUGGUAUAGCUGCAACCCACUUGUACUCUUUGAAGCUGAAAUUGAGAAAUACUGCCCUGAAAACUUUGUGGAUAUUAAGAAAACCCUAGAACGAGAAGCCCGGCAGUGCCAGGCUCUGGUGAUCUGGACCGACUGCGAUCGAGAAGGAGAGAACAUUGGUUUUGAGAUAAUCCAUGUUUGCAAAGCUGUGAAGCCAAGCCUUCAGGUGUUCCGAGCCCGCUUUUCCGAGAUCACUCCUCGUGCCGUAAGAGCAGCCUGUGAGAACCUCGUCCAACCCAAUCAGAACAUUAGCGAUGCUGUGGAUGUCAGACAGGAGCUGGACCUUAGGAUAGGUGCCGCCUUCACCAGAUUCCAGACCCUGAGGCUCCAGAAGCUCUUCCCCGACGUUCUAGCCGAGCAGUUGAUCAGCUAUGGUAGCUGUCAGUUCCCAACUCUGGGAUUUGUGGUAGAAAGGUUUAAAGCCAUCCAGGCCUUUGUUCCUGAGGCCUUCUAUAAAAUUAAAGUGACCCAUGAACAUGAGGACGGCAUGGUAGACUUCAACUGGAAGAGGAACCGACUCUUUAACCACACAGCAUGCCUUGUCCUGUACCACAUGUGUAUGGAGGAUCCGACGGCAACUGUUGUCGAGAUUGGGAGCAAACCGAAGAGCAAAUGGAGGCCCCUGGCACUAGACACUGUGGAACUUGAGAAGCUGGCUUCCCGCAAGCUGAAAAUAAAUGCCAAAGAAACCAUGAAAAUAGCAGAAAAGCUCUACACUCAAGGGUACAUAAGCUAUCCCCGAACUGAGACCAACAUUUUCCCCAAAGACCUAAACCUCUCUUCUUUGGUACAACAGCAGACCGAAGACCCCAACUGGGGAGCCUUUGCACAGGGGAUUCUAGACCGGGGUGGGCCAACCCCUCGGAAUGGGACCAAAUCCGAUCAGGCUCACCCUCCCAUUCACCCCACUAAAUAUGCAUGUAACCUGCAGGGGAAUGAACAGCGACUGUAUGAAUUCAUUGUGCGUCACUUUUUGGCUUGCUGCUCCCAGGAUGCCAAGGGACAAGAAACAACUGUGGAGAUUGACAUUGCUAAUGAGCGAUUUGUUGCUCAUGGGCUCAUGAUCCUGGCCAGAAACUAUCUGGACGUCUAUCCUUAUGAGAAGUGGAGUGACAAGGUUCUCCCAGUGUACGAGAGGGGGUCUCGCUUUCAGCCCACCACAGUGGAGAUGGUGGAUGGGGAGACCAGCCCACCCCAGCUCCUCACCGAAGCCGAUCUCAUUUCACUCAUGGAGAAACAUGGCAUCGGGACUGAUGCCACUCACGCUGAGCACAUCGAGACCAUCAAGUCACGGAUGUACGUGGGGCUUACUCCAGAUCAGAGGUUCCUUCCGGGGCACCUGGGCAUGGGGCUGGUAGAAGGCUACGAUUCUAUGGGCUACGAGAUGUCAAAACCUGACCUUCGUGCUGAACUGGAGGCUGAUCUGAAGUUGAUUUGCGAGGGGAGGAAGGACAAAUUUGUGGUGCUGAGGCAGCAGAUCGAGAAGUACCAGAAAGUCUUCACUGAAGCCGUGGCCAAAGCCAACAAGUUGGAUCAGGCUUUGUCUCAGUAUUUCGGAGAAGUAACGGCACUUGCGCAGCAAGAGGAGAUCUACCCAGCCAUGCCCGUCUCCAUUCGGAAAUGUCCACAGUGCAACAGUGACAUGGUCCUGAAGAGCAAGAAGAACGGCGGGUUUUAUCUCGGCUGCGUGAGCUAUCCUACCUGUAAAGCGGCUGUGUGGUUUCCUGACUCUGUGCUGGAAGUCAGCAAGGAUGACAGUGUCUGUGCUGUGUGUAAACCCCAUCCGGUUCAUAGGCUGAAAUUUAAGUUCAAGCGAGGUAGCGUCCCACCCCUGCUGCCCCUGGAAUUUGUUGGCUGUAUUGGAGGUUGCGAUGAGAUGUUGAGAGAGAUCUUGGACCUGAAAUAUUUACAAGGACCAUCCAGCCGGGUACAGUCAGUCAACCUGCCAGCUAACUACCUACAAGCCAACCAGUCCCUUAACCGCAUGGCCAGCUAUGAGAAUGGCCACGUGAGACCUACCACAAACCCUGGUGCAGCAAGAGCACCCCGAGCUGCUCAUCAUCCAGCUCCUGCCGCUGCUGCCGAGAACAAUGCCGUGGUGUGCAACUGUCGGGAGGAGGCAGCAUUGCUCACGGUGCGUAAAGAAGGGCCCAACCAGGGCAGGCAGUUCUAUAAAUGCAGUGCCGGCAGCUGCAACUUCUUCCUCUGGGCCGAUCAACAAUCGGAUGAUGGAAACAGCGUAACCCACAGGAGCUUUUCUGCACCCCCGGAUUCCUUGGGUGAAAGGCCUCCAGGAAGCUUCAGGAGCCUUGGAGGAGGAGGAAGAGGUCUGGGUCGCUAUGGAAGCAACGGUUUCGACUCGGGCGGAGGGGGCGGUGGCGCGAUGUGUAAGUGCGAUCAGCCGGCCAUCACACGCACCGUCCAGAAGGAGGGACCCAACAAAGGGCGUCAGUUCCACACCUGCCCGAAGCCGAGAGAGCAGCAGUGCGGCUUCUUCCAGUGGGUGGAUGAAAACGUGGCCCCAGGAGCCUUCUCUUCAAACCAAUUCAGGAGCGAUGGGCACUCAAGAGGGUCUGGUAGCAAAGCUAAAAGACCAAGUACUUUCUCUUCUGAGAAAGGACCUACUGCCAAGAGACAACGAACCUGUGGCAUUUGCCACCAGCUUGGUCACACCAGGAAGACAUGUCCUCAGGACCACUGAGGAAGGACAGUAGAUGCUCUUGUAGGAAACAUUAAAAAAAGCCAGAGUCCUGAACUGCUCCAGGAGUGGCUGGCUGUAGCGAUGCAGUGGAUUUUAAAAGCAGAAUGUCUCUGGGGCUUGUGUUCAAACUACUUCCUGGAAAUUGUGGCUAAAGCACAUCUUCUCUUGGUGGUGACCAGCACACUCAACUACGCCUUGGAAAGUUUCAUUCUGACUUAUUCAGACACUGGGCUAUCUUCUAAAGGAGGCUCAACUACUGCUGCCUUCCUUGGUUUAUUAUUAUUCUGGGGGCUAUUUUGUAAACACAGGCAUUGUUUCCAAAACCCCUUCUCAGCUAAAGCUUUGGAGAAAAAUACAGAUGGUUGUUGGGAAGUGGAAGAGGACUUUCACAGAGCUGCCAACCCUGAAUCUCGCCACAGCCGCCAUUCCCCCAGGCCCUUCUGUCUAGGAAAUAGUAGGGGGCCAAAAAGAGUAGCACUAAAGGAAUUGGAGGAAACCUUUUACCCACACUGCUGGAGCAGCUGGUGUGGGUUGUUUGCAGACCAGGGAGCAGUUAGGGAUGAUGCUGUCCAGGAAACCAUCUGUUGAUGGUUGUGAAUCAGUUUUUCUGGCUUCUCACAGGGUGGGAUUUGAUAUUUUAAGUUACUCUUCCAGGUUGGGGUUAGUCAGUCAGUCUGUUCCCCAACACCCUUGGCCCUUGCCUCAAAGGAGAAUUAACGGCAGAGAAAGUAAAGCCUCACUCCCUGGCCCUGAAGAGGGAGCUCAGUGCAAGUGCUCAAACAAGAGAACCUGCACUUAGGUUGAUAUUGAAUUUAGAACCCAGCUACUCCUUGGACACUGUGAGCAAGGGAACUUAAUGAAGCUGCUAGUUAAUGCAAAUUAUUUUGGGCAGAUUGAUGUGCUUUUAAUAAAAAAGAGAACUCUAUUUUACCUCAGCUGUGUGUUAAAUUAUGCCCAGGAAUGGUGUCACUAUCUCUCUCUCUCAUAUUACCCCCUCUGGCCUAAAUAAGUUGACUGUAGGCUCAGCUGAAAACUCUUUUCCUAAAAGCAGCUGUUUCCACCACUCCCCCCCUCAGCCAUUCACUGGAAUAACAUGGCCACUUGCUGGGCAAUAAGUCCAGGGAGCUUUAUUUAGAAGGGAUCUGAAAAAGGAAAAAAGCCCAAACUUGUUCCCUGCUGGCUGCUCUUAUUGUGUCUUCCAGGACUUUAGAGCUGUGCUCCGGCUCUGCUCCACUGCUCCGGGCUCCACUCCAAAGCCCGGGAUUGUCAUCCACAGUCUAAAGCAUUAAUGAAAUGACACUUACAAGCAGCUGAAAGUCCAAGGGAAGGGGAUUCUGAGUCAAACUAUUCUGUCUCCAAACUGUUAAAAGUUGUUAAGUUUAUUAGUCUGUACAUGAUCACCUGCAAAACAAGAGUUGACUUGAUAUUGCUCAGGAAAGAGGAAGAGUUCAGGCUGCCUUUAUACAUCACAGCAGAAGAGGGCAUACAAGCUUAGUUUAAAGUCCUUUGGCAUUCAACAUGCAGCUUGCCUGUACCUCUGAAAACUCCCCCUCCCCCCCCGGGUAGCUAGUGGAGCUGUUUCAAAGACCGUCUUGACUUCCCUUUUCUUAGCAGGCACUGCAAAUAAAGCUCUAGAAAUACACAAACAGGAAUCCCUUUGUUAGUACAGAGAAGAGGCUGAAGGUUCAGCAGCCAGAGGGAAAGAAGCAAAAAUGUGUGCUAGAUGGGACUUUAGUCCGAGAAGCUGAUCUGAUCAGUUAUAGGUAGUCCUGGUCACAUGUUACUCCCCAGUUCCUGGGGUGAGCACAUCUCAGUUCUUCCCCAGAGAGCCAGUCCCAUUUUAAAAUGCUCAAGGAUGAGGGCAUGGGAAGUAUCCUUCCUCAAACUGAAUUACAGCAGCUUCCCCCCCUUCAGACAACGUUGCAGUAAUCCUCCUGGGAUCAGGACAAAAUACAAAGUAAGGUUAACAGAAAUACUACGUCACAUGUUCCAUUUUACUUCUCUGUCCUUCACUCCUACUGGUAGGAGCAGCUGUGACCUAAAAAUACAUCCUGGCCCUGCUGGCUAAAAUCGAAGGAUUGAGAGGCUUUGUAGGGCUGGCUGAAUACUGGAGCAGAACUUUAGUCAGCACUAUUAGAACUACAGUGGCAGUAAACUGGCUGCAGCCUAUUCAACCCACAGAAGCAAGGCCCUCCUGCUUACUGCCACACAGCUAAAAUAUUAGCAGCAUGAUCUCAUAUCGGUUUCACCGCACAACACAAAGUGUGGUUUAAAAGUAGCAUCCCUAUUUGGCCAGUUGAGUACUUCAAUUGUCAGAGCACUGUUUUGAAACUCUAGUAGCACGUACAGGAAUUUUGUUCUCCAGGGAAACAAAAGCAGCAAGAAAUGCCUUUUACGCUUUAGCUGAUCGUGAAAUAGAAUUAAAGGCCUGAGCCCCUCAACUCGUGAACUGCCAUUUCCUGAGUGAAAUCUCCCCUCAGUGUGUACGUUGUGUAGGGGCUGGAGGAAAGUGAGAGACUUGUACUAUCUUUAAAGCAACGGGGAGUCAUCAUCUGGUAGCGAGGGCCAUAAGUACCUGGAUAGGCAGAGCAAAUGCAGUUAUCCAAACACAAGAGACCCAUUCCGCAGUGAGGUUUUAUUCUUGUCACUAGCAUUUGGAACAUGGUUUAGUGCCUACAGAUCAAGUAGUCUUCAGAUUGAGGGAAUCACAGUGCACAGAGAAAUAGAUUAUUCUUCCCCCCCCACCCCCCAAAACACAAAAUACUAUCUCCACAAAGAAAACUAAACACCAGUCGAUACUCACAUUAAAAGGCUGCAGGUUUAUUUUCCACCCAUAUGUGCAAAAUAGGCAUGGUUCUUAAUUCAUGAGAACAGUCAGAAAACAUAUUUCUAGUAUCUGAAAUAGAGCUGGUACCAAAGUAAAUCUCUCAGCAGCACUAUAAAACCAACUCAUUCUUAACAGGAAGACAAACAUAAAAUCACUUCAGCUCUUGCUAACAGAAGCCUUCUGAUUAAAGCAUUGUCCCCAUCCUGCCCCUUUCUGGGGGUAAGCAGUCUUAUUGGUUACCAAGAAGGGGCAGGAUAUCUAGAUAGAAGCAACACAUGCAUAAAACACUUGAAUCUGAAAAGCUGGAGUGGGGACUGUCAACAUGAUUCAUUUUAAAGCAGAGGGGGACGUGGGUACAACAGCAGUAGGUCCAGCACUGUUCUACCUUGCAGCCAUGCGACAGUCUUGUGUGUGUCCACAGCUGUAGGACCCAUCUCUCUCCCUCAGUCACCACCACCCUUAAUCCCGCCGUGGAGCCCCCGCUGAAGUGCAUAAGGAGGGAGAGUUAAAACAUAAAAAAAGACUCCCAAACGGGUACUGAACCCCUAGUAUUAGAGCUCACAUUAACAGAACGAGCAACACCGGUUAGAUUUAGCUUGUCCUGUUGGGAGCUACAUUAGUAACACUGAAAGUGCGUCAGGAAAAAACAGAUGGGAUUUGAUUGGCUAUGGCAAUAUCCUGUGGUGCAUAAUCAGUUUCAACUGAUCCUCUCCUCAGCCCUGUCCCUUCGAUGCUGCCAAAAUCCUGGGUUUGCAAAUUCAUACCAGGUUCCAACACCACCCUCUUAUAAGUUUAGAGUCUGACACUUGAAGAGUGAAUUUUGUGCUCGUGUAAGGGGCUGGAUUGAGAGCCCUGAAGACAAGUCCAGUUUAUACACAGCCCAGGUACAGUACAAGCAGCGGCAGUGUAAGGUUCCCCACACUCACCAGUGAGGGUCUGGUCUGGAGGGACUACCUCCAGGAACAAGGGGAAGUUCAGUUUCCAGGCCCAUUCAAUCCUGGGCCGCCUCAUGCUAUCGUGCCAACCGUGACGGCAGUUUGGUAGGGACAGGACGGAGACCAAACUCACUUCAACCAGGCCUCACCACUCAAUAGAUGAUACCCGACUUCUCGUGACUACAGCCAUGGGCUGGAUUGGAAGUGGCGAGACCUGGUGGUGAUGGGCUCCAGAUCCCAUUUCCCAUCCCUUUACUCAGGCA